AUGCUCCAAAGAUGGGGCCAAUGUGUCCAGCAGUUCCGGAAUGUAGACGUCCUCCGCAGGGUUGGAGGACAGUGGCAAUCAGCUGCACUGUCUGUAGCAACAUGCUGUGACUGCAAGGUUCGGGCUGGUACAGAAGUUCAUUCACUUGUUGUUGGAGAACGGACUCGUAUUUUAGUCUCCUAA
This is a messenger RNA of Strongylus vulgaris, 183 nucleotides long. The record is from the annotation of a GenBank genome assembly. NCBI's taxonomy places the organism in Eukaryota, Metazoa, Nematoda, Chromadorea, Rhabditida, Strongylidae.